Colius striatus (speckled mousebird) is the source of this 3317-nucleotide messenger RNA. It is a transcript of the gene TMEM204, whose product is annotated as transmembrane protein 204. Bases 748 to 1425 code for a protein of 225 amino acids. The record is from RefSeq and is a predicted model, not a curated record. The transcript has 3 exons. Lineage: Eukaryota; Metazoa; Chordata; Aves; Coliiformes; Coliidae.
UUGCAGCCGACUACGCCCUGAGGCUCACCAAAAACAGCCACAAAAACAGCCGUUUCCUCUUGGUGGAGAGCUUGGGAGGGGGGUGCGGGGGGACCUUUUCCUCACAGCAGUGGCUGUUCUCCCGUCGCUGCGCUCACAGCUCCGAGCUUCAGCACACGCCUCGGGAUCCUCCAGGCUGGCAGAGAGCUCCUUUGGGCCGAGAGCGUUCCCCUCCUGCAGCUGGGCUCGCUUUUGGGAGGAUGUCGUUUGGCAGCGUUCGGGGGAGGUUCUGAAGCUCGCAGCUCCAUCGGAGAGGCUGGUGGAGCGGCCAGGGUUGCCUCGGAGGAGCCGGCGUGCUCGGUGUCCUCUGCCCCAGCUGCAGCUCAGGCUGCCCAGCAGCAGCUCAGGCUGCCCAGCCCCGAGGCUGGACUGAGGCUGGAUCGUGCCUGGGUUGGCCACGUCUCGCAAGGAAUGGACCUCCCUGUCGUCCAGUUCGUCGCAGGACUGGCGUUACUCAUCAAGGUGCAAGAAGGUGGAUAAGCCAAAGCUGGAAAGGAUCUAAAAGAGCUUCUCAGUGGCCUUAUUUUAUGGAUUUCUCCUACCUACCUCACAAGAUACUUAUUUCCUUGAUCAGAAACACGUCUGGGGUGGACUUUGAGAAUGAACGGUGAUGUCCUCUAGCCGCCCGUAACGUGGGAUUCAAUGCGCCGCAGCUGACUCAGACCCCGGCAUCUCCUGCGAGCAGAGACUGGCAGCGAGCUGACAGAUAUGACUGUCCAGAAACUGGUAGCCACAGCUGUGUUGGUAGCCCUGCUCUCACUGAUCCUUAACAACGCGGCCGCCUUCACUCCCAACUGGGUGUACCAGACGCUGGAGGACGGGCGCAAGCGCAGCGUGGGGCUGUGGAAGAUGUGCUGGCUGGCAGAGAGGAGCAGAGGUGUGAGCGCCAGUGGCAGGCAGGGGCACGGGGAGGAGCGCGAGUGCGAAGGCCUGGGCUGGGGCUCGGAGGCAGCCGGCUUCCAGGAGUCGCGCAGCACCGUCAAACUGCAGUUUGACAUGAUGCGUGCCUGUAACCUCAUCGCCACCGUGGCUCUGACCGCUGGCCAGCUCAUCUUCGUCCUGGGCCUGAUGGAGCUGCCCAUCAUUUCUCAGGAUACCCAGUGGUGGGAGGAGGCCAUAGCUGCCGUCUUCCAGCUUGCCAGUUUCGUUCUGGUUAUUGGAUUGGUGACUUUCUACCGCAUCGGACCCUACACCAACCUCUCUUGGUCUUGCUAUCUGAACAUUGGAGCCUGUCUUUUGGCCACUCUGGCAGCUGCCAUUCUCAUAUGGAACAUCCUCCACAGGCGUGAGGACUGCAUGGCACCCCGGGUGAUCGUCAUCAGCCGCACCCUGACGGCGCGCUUCCGCCGCGGCCUGGACAACGACUACGUGGAGUCACCGUGCUGAAGGAAGGAGGACACGUGGCAGGGGGAAAGAGCUCCAAGGAAAGCUGCACUGGAGUUGGCUUUUUUUCUCUAAAUAUAUGCUAUAAUUUAAAACUAGGGUUGAAAAGACGUCCCAGAGCUCACUCUGGUGAGCAGAGGCCCUCAAUCAUUAUUUGGAUGGGCUCCAUCUAUAUACAUAUGUAUAAAACACAUAAUUUUAUAUAGAUUCUAUUCUAUUGCCCUCUCCCUCUGCUCUACAGCACAGAACGUUGGACUGGCAGCAUCCUGACAGAGCACCACAGCUACACAUCAGCAGGGCCAGCUGCAGCAGACACACAGUGUAGGCAGUGAGAGUAAAGAGGCAACCAACCACUUAUUUUCUCUGUCUGCUUCCUAAUGGUAACUUAGAAAGCUACAGGAGACCAGUGAGAACAGCUCUGGAGUCAUGAGGCCAUCUCACAGAGCAGAAAACUCUCUGGAGGGUAAGUGGUGGUUUUCACAGCUGUUUAAGUUACAUGAAUCUUUAGUCCUUCCAUCCACUCCCCUUCAAUUAACUUCUCAUUAGCUGCAACUGCUGCUCCCCAGGCACAGCGUGGCCCAGACAGCCAAAAGCAUCUCUAACUGUUCCCAGUGGGAAGGAAUGCAGAAGAAUUAAGGUGCAUUUUUUUCAGACACUACUUUAGUAUCCUGAGACAUCCUCAGUGUAAGCAGACAUGCCAUUAAUGAAAAGGGUACGGGGCUACAACAGGCCAUACAUGUUGCUGAAGAAGCUACUUCAGUGUUAAUGAGGGGAAAUACCCACAGAAGAAGGUUACCUGGACUCCCACAGAUACCAUUCAUUUACAUUACUGGAAGUGACUAUUAAAGAACAGAUAUUUCAGCUCCAAUGAUUUUCUUUUCUCCCCAGGCUUGCUUUAACAUUUGCUGUGACACUUUCAGAUUAGGGUGCUCUGUCAGGACACCCAGCUCUGCCCAGGGGCACGUCACACGGUGAUGACAGAAUGUAACUGCCACUCAAGCAAACUAGAGAGUGAGGCACACAGACAGGACUUAAGCAUGACACUUUAAGGAGACUUGCCUGCUAAGUUAAUAUGGUAAUUGAAAGGAAAUAGGUAGUACCUUUGGAAUUAGGCAUAAUGUUGGUAAGCAUUGUGCUGACCCUGAGAAGCACACGGGCUCCCAAAAGCCACUGCAGGCAGAGAAACAACAGGUCAAACACUUCUGUGCAGAAAUACUCUGCAUACAGGAGCUAGAGACAAUGCCAAUGUUUAAGAGCUCUAAGGAUGCCACUCUGAGCACAGUUACUGGUGGGUUUGAACAACCAUGAGCUGUGAAUGUCCAUCAGUUCCUCACGACUGUUGCAUUGCUCCCAGCUACAUACACUGCUCUUCAUCAUUAUUUCUGUCACACUUUCCCACACCUUGUUAAAAUGUGAUCAUCAAGCUGGUUCUUGAGUUCUGUACUCACUUCUGACAUAAUAAGAAACUCAAUCUGACCGCUGCUCUGCACCAUGUUCAAAAGUGAGCACCACUCUGCAGAGACUGAUGCUCUGGAACGACUGUAUUGUUCUAGACUGUCAGGGUAGAAUACCAUGGAGCUGGCAAAGAGUUUCUUCUAGCAGUAGGUUUGUAAAAACCAACUAAGAUUUGUAUUCAUUUGCCUGCAUUACCUUCUGGAGAAUAUUUUCUAGAAAUAAUAUGCUCUAAUUAAUGGCAGGGUUGUUAAAAAUUAAACUAUGGGAAUAUUUAAAAGACAUUCUAUUAUUUCUUCUAAUAUUACAGUAUCCAUAUUAUUAUAAUGUACAUUUAAAGUUAAAAAGAUCAGCCACGUGGUGGGGGAAUUUGUAAUACCCAGCAUUACUGUGAUUAUUUUAGAUGUAUAAAUAAAGGUGUGAAUGUUUUCUUCUAGUGAUAA